AUGCUGCUCCGACCGCGGCGGCCACCCCCGCCCGGGCCGCCGGCCUCGCUGGGGCAGGACAGCCCCGACGAGCUCGAGGACGAGGAGGAGGAGGAGGAGGAGGCGGCCGAGGACGCCCCGGGGACUCCGCCCCGACGGCCCGCCUCGCCGGGCCCGCCCGAGGCGCACGAGCUGCCCGGGUCGCCGGUGUCGCCGGGCUCGGCGCAGCGCACGCCCUGGAGCGCCCGCGAGACGGAGCUGCUGCUGGGCACGCUGCUGCAGCCGGCCGUGUGGCGGGCGCUGCUGCUGGACCGCCGCCGCGCGCUGCCCACCUACCGCCGCGUGUCGGCCGCGCUGGCCCGCCAGCAGGUGCGGCGCACGCCCGCGCAGUGCCGCCGCCGCUACAAGUUCCUCAAGGACAAGCUCCGCGAGGCGCAGGACCAGCCGCCCGGGCCCUUCGACGCGCAGAUCCGCCAGCUCAUGGGGCUGCUCGGCGACACCGGGAGUAAGCGCGGCCGCCGCCGCUCCCCCGGGCCCGGGCGCCCCCCGCGCGGCCGCCGCCCGGCCCCCAGCGCGCCCGCCGGUGCGCCCGCCGCGGAGCCGGACGCCCCGUCGAUGCCUGCGGCCCGCGACUCCGACGUGGACCCCUCCUGGACGCUCCGGUUCAGCUCGUCCCCGGCCAAGCCUACCGAGGCUCCUCCCCGCGAGCCGGGCUCCCCGACGGCGCUCCCCUCCCUGACCCCCGCGCCCGGCCGCUCCGAGGAGCGCGCGCCCCUCCACGCCCCCAGCUCCCCGCCGCCCCUGGACCCCGCCUGGGAGCGGCCCGACUCGCCGCCCGGCCGCCCGGAGAGCCACGCGCCGCCCCCGCAGGCCGCCGCCCCGUCGCUGAACGCCGCCCUCAUGCAGACCCUCGGGCACCUGGGCGACAUCGUGGCCGUGCUGGGCCCCCUGCGCGACCAGCUGCUGACCCUGAACCAGCAUGUGGAGCAGCUGCGCGGCUCCUUCGACCAGACCGUGUCCCUGGCCGUGGGCUUCAUCCUGGGCAGCGCCGCCGCCGAGCGGGGCGUCCUCGGGGACCCGCGCCCCUGA
Molecule: messenger RNA, 1068 nt
Organism: Pipistrellus nathusii (Nathusius's pipistrelle)
Lineage: Eukaryota; Metazoa; Chordata; Mammalia; Chiroptera; Vespertilionidae
Source: the annotation of a GenBank genome assembly